Messenger RNA from Pelagomonas calceolata, 4242 nucleotides. Lineage: Eukaryota; Pelagophyceae; Pelagomonadales; Pelagomonadaceae. The record is from the annotation of a GenBank genome assembly.
GACAGCGGCAAUUGUGGGCUGCCUCCCGCGUGGUGGGAGAGCGAUGGCGCACUGUCGACGCACAAAAGGCAUCACGCGUCUGACCGACGAUGCCGCCGGACCAGCUCACGCAGCCCCGCUCGCAUAGAAGCUAACAGUAUGCCUGAGGGCAGCCCCGGCCAGGGGCGCCCGUCGCCCCUGCGGUCCGCCGGCCUCCGGAGCCUGGACGCGGCGGGCCGGAUAGCAUCGAGCCUGCCGCGGCCGGCGCCGGCCGCGCGCGUGCAUCCGGCGCCGGCCGCGCGCGUGCAUCCGGCGCCGGCGCCGCCGGCGCCCGGCGAGGCGUCGCCGCCAAGUUCCGGCGGGUCGUCGCCCACGCGCUUCGGGAGCUUGAGACCAGCGGGCCUCGCGGCCCGGUUCGCGCGGCGCCGCGCGCCGGGCGCCGCGCCCGGGCCAGCGCCGCCGAGCUCACCGUCGCCCGUGGGCCAGUCGUCGUCACCGACGCUCGACGCGGUCCCGUCGCCGCCGAGCUCCGGCGCGCCGUCGCCGGUGGGCCGGUCGCCGUCGCCGACGCGCUUCGGGAGACUUCGCGGCGCUAUCGCGUGGCGCUUCCCGGGCGCCCCUGGGCCCGCGCCGCCCGUCGCCGAGGCGCCUGUACCCGGCAUGUACGACGUCGAAGCGUGCGGCCCGGCGCCUGCACCAGGACCGGCGCCCGCGCCCGCGCCCGGCACGGACAUCGUAUUAUGGGACGAGUACAGCAACGCGUCGACGGCGCCUGCGCCCGCGCCGUCGAUCGAAGAUGAUGAAGAAACGUACGAAUCACAAGCCUCUCGGAGAUCCUUGGCCGAGUCCGUCCAGGAGGCCCUAGAAAGAGCGAAGGACAGCAAGGAGAAAGCAGCUUUGUGCAUCGCGGGUCUGUGGCUCUAUGCGUGCGUUUCCGAGAAACUCGUCGAAGACGACGAGCCGCUGAUAUUGCCAAGUGACUCCGAAUCGUCCGACGAGGAGAUUGUGGAGGAGGGCGAGGCGACGUGUUGCUUUGGCAUGCUCGCGGUCGUGCCGGAGGAUGAGCGGGACUGGAGAUUGCUCGGUGGGCUGGUCGAGGUCCCGGAAGACCUCCGAGAAUUUGACAGAGAUGGCAGAAUACUAGCCAUCCAGGAGUCGAAUGUCGUUCUUGUUGUUAUUUUAGCCCUGACCUUUGCCGAUUUAGCGGUAACAGCUUUAGCUACUUAUCCCCAAGGCGCGCCCAUAUUGGCCGGAAACUGCCCCAUGAUCGAGCGCGAAGGAGACGGUCCUGUCGAUGCCGGAGGUAAUGCCCUAAAAGGCUGGGACUACAACGGGGAUGGCGCGUGUUGCGACGAGUUCGACGGUUUUCUCGAGCCCGGGACCUGUGGGACCGGCAAGGGCCACGGUAAAGUGUUGGAUACGCCUAUUCGUGACCCGUCACCAGAGGAAAUUUUUGAGAAAGGAUAUGUGGGGAAGUUUUGUUACCAGUGCUUCAAUAUGACUAGUGAUUGGAAGACGGCCUACAAGAACGAAGGUGCGGCUGAGGAACCGGUCGUGCGGAGGCUCUCGGACGAAGACGCCAUCGCCGCGACCACCUCACGUUCCUUGCAAGACGUCUGUUACGACGACUUAACAACUCUGGAUAGUUUCAGAGGAGACUGCGCGUGGUACGUGAAGAAUCCGACGAGGUGCGGCGAGUUCGACGACGACGAUUUUUCGGCGAAUGUCCAGUGCUGCGCCUGCGGCGGGGGGUCCUCCACAAGUCCGCCGACGCCCGUGCCUACAUUAAUCUCCAUAUGGAAGGGCUACGACAAGUACGGCGACCCGCCCUACUUGUUUUGUACCGGUGGCCCACCUUUCUACGGUACAAGUGGUAACUACUACAACCUCGCUUCAGACUUACCAAUCACGAAGAUGCUCGACGCGUCGCCUCGCAAUAGUGGAGCGCCCCAGGCGACCGAUCAAUGGGCCAUGACGCCGGGCUGUUCGGUGCAGGUCUUCGGGAACGUGGUCCUAGCGAUCUUCUGCGUCGAGAUCUUUCUGCGGUUGAGGCAGUUCUCGAUCUGUCGGAGCUACUUCCAGUUCUUCACGGACCCGUUCUGCAUUUUGGACUUUUCUCUGGUGGCCAUUGAUCUCAUAGUGUUACUCAUAACUCUAGCAUUGGCGGGAGUCGAGGAAAAGUACCCCUGGAUGAAGCCCAUCAGUGAUUUCGCGAAGUCGGGGAGGAUCAUGCGCGCGAUGCGCAUCUUCCGGAUGAUGCGGGCCGUUCGUGCGGCGCGGGCCGUCGCUAAAUUAAGCGCAAAUAUGGACAUUUUCGACGCGGCCGCCGCGGGCAACCUCGCGAUGAUCGCGAAAAAAGUGUCUUCGGCGAAGAAGGACGACGACGAGGAGGAGCUCGACCCCGGUGCGGUGCCGCGUCUUCUUUUGCCUUCGAUGUGUCGACGCCAUCGACGCGACGCCGUACGCCCUGACUCUCGCAUCGAUGGCGUGUCGCGGCUAUGGCGUGGUGGGAUAGACUACGCCAGAUCUGGCUCUACACCACCUUACGCCAUCGAUGCAACGACGUAGCACCUGUACGCCAUCCGACGCGAACGCCGGGCCCCGCCACGCCAUCGCCGCGACGCGCGAGGGCGUACGUGUGGCGCCCGACGCCAUCGACGCGACGCCCCCGCGCAGACGACCCCGAUUAUGAUGAAGAAGAGGCGACGAAGAAGCGCGAGGCCAAGGACCUCGCGCUCAAGAAGGAGCGAGACGCGUUGUGGAAGCGGAACGAUCUAGGUGAAACCGCAUUACACGUCGCGGCGUUGCGGGGCCACGAGCGAGUGUGUAAAUGGUUGCUCGAAAGACCGUCCUGCGAUAGUGUGGACCCGCAAGACUGGACGACGGGCGCGACGCCGCUCUGGAACGCCUGCCAGGCCGGCAAGCUCAAGGCUGCUAAAGUGUUGUUAGCUAAGGGUGCUGAUCCCGAAGCCGCACCGGUUUUUGGGGAAUAUAGAAACGUCACGGCAAAGACAAUGGCUUUGAAUAAGCACUGGGACGAUCUCAUAAAUGAGACUGCUAAAUUAAGGGCUGAGGAGGAGGCUCGUUUACAAGCCAAGAAGGAGAAGCGCAUUCGGCGACGGAAUAGGUACAACCUAGCUGUGGCCGAUCGCGACCGGCGCAUCCGAGAGAAGGAGGCGGCGCGGCUGCUGAUGAUCGAAGAAAGGCAGUACCGGGCGAAGGAUCGCGUCAAGAAGCGCUUCGAGAGCUUCAUCCGGGAAGGUUUACGGGGCGCGUGGCUGACGUGGCUCGAGAACUACUUCGACAAGGAGGAGCUGAAGAGUCGAGGCACGUUCAAGGGGAACAAUCUGGCCAAGAGAGCCAAGGCCGCGCGGCUGGAUUGGAUUCGACUGCAGUCCGAUCCUCGAGAGGUGGCGCGUCGCAAGGCCGUGGCGCGGGAGGAGCGGCGGCAGCGGCGGCGGAUUCGGCGGCAGAACGCCGAUAGUAGACGAGCGAAUAAUUUAUUGAGGACGGCGUGGCGCGGCGACAUCGACCAGAGGCCGCCACUCACGGCGGACGAGAAGGAUUUGAGGAAGGACCGCAUGGACUCGUGCCCGCGGAACGGCUUUCCCUCUCCGACGGUUUCUCGCCGCGUCUAUGUGGAUGCGACGUCGCCCGACCGUUCCGACCGCCUCGACGCGCUGACGGCGGAGGGCUUCGCGCUGCUGGCCCAGGCGCAGGGCGAGAGGGAUCGGCUUGAAAAGGAGCGGCAGCGCGCGGAACGGGCCGAGGCCGAGGCCGAGGAGUUAGCCUUGAUGAACGAGUUCGAGGAAAAAGAAAAGCUGGAGUCCGACCCGCCGGAGGAGUGGAAUAUUGAUAGGCUCAAGGAGUUCCUCAAAGAGAAGGGUGAUCGGUCGAUGGCCGGGGCGGACAAACUGGGCUACCCCGAGAAGAUUCGUGAGGCUCUGGUGAAGCGCGUGCGCAUGCACCUGUCCAAGCCGAAGCGGAGCCGCGGGCUCCAACGGAGUGGCCGCGAGGAGCGCAUGGAGCGCAUGCGCCGCAAAAAGUUGACCGAUCUGGAACGGGAGGCGGAAGACGAGGCCAAGGAAAAGGCCAAAGACUUGGCGUGGAAGAACAUGGAGGAUUUUGAUGAGGUCGCUUGGUUGGAACAGUACCUCGCCGGCGUCAAGGCCAAGAAGGACGAGGCCCUCGCCCACGAGAAGAAGCUUGGAGAACUGAGGAAGAAGGCCUAUGGCGACGCGCCGCCAUUAUACUAGAGAGUAA